UGGCCUAAGCUGCAUGUGAGGAUAUGAACAAAUGGUCUCAGCGUUAUUUUCCAUGUAACCGGAUAAACUUAGAAACUGGGCCUCUCAGAACGCUCACAGAUUUCUUUACAGCAGCUGGAAACCGAAGCACUUUGAAACAGUUUUCAAACCAUUUCAUGCUCUGAACGGACCGAGGGAAAGAUAAGAUAUGGACUGUAAAAGGGAAUCUGAAAAUCCAGUGGUGGCCAGUAAGCCAAACCUUAAUGAAGAACAAGCCAUCAGACUUGCAAAGACACUGUUUGAUUUAGAUGUAACCCGAGUUAAGUCUCUGCCAAGUUAUGACGAUCAGAAUUUUUAUAUACAAGCAUGUUGUGAUGGCAACGCGGAAUUUGCAGAGUUUGUAAUGAAGAUUACCAAUGGAGAGGAUAGCAAGAAUGAAGAACUCAUCAAAGCACAAACACAUGUCAUGAUGUUAUUACACAAGGAGGGACUUCCGACUCCAGACCCUGUGCUUACUAACACUGGUAAAAUCAUGUCCCUUGAAACCAUAGGCAAUGGACCUGUACCACAGAAACAUAUGGUGAGACUAUUGACUUAUCUACCUGGAACACCAGCUGCAAAAAUUGUUGCAACCCCCAACAUUCUUUUUAACAUCGGUAGAAUGGCGGCAGUUAUUGACGAAACCGUAACUAAGAAAUUUAAUCAUUCAAGCAAGAAAAGUUUUGAUCGUGGGGAAUAUAUUUGGAAUUUGUCUAACACACCUUUGUUGCAAAAAUAUGUUCAUGCUGUAAAAGAGGAGGGACUGCGUGAUAUCAUUAAAGGGACCAUCAAAGAUUUCGAAACACGAAUAGAACCAAAUUUAAAGCAUUUACGCAAAUGUAUAAAUCAUGGAGACCUAAAUGAUCAUAAUAUACUUCUUGAAAAGACAGAAUCUGUUGAACAUGACGAGUACAAAGUAUCAGGAAUUCUGGAUUUUGGAGACAUGAGCAAUGGCUACUAUGCUUUUGAAGUUGCCAUAACAAUAAUGUAUAUGAUGAUUGAAAGCAAUGACCCCCUACAUGUAGGGGGGUACGUACUUGCAGGAUUUGAGAGUCUAGUUCCACUGACUACAGAAGAAAGGGACUCUUUAUUUACCUUGGUGUGCUGCAGAUUUGCUCAGUCCCUCGUAAUUGCCAGGUACAGUGUCCUGCAUUGUCCAGAAAAUGAAGAGUAUCUGAUGAUAACUGCGAAAACUGGAUGGAAACAUCUGAUGAACCUGGUCAAAAUGGGCAAAGAGGCUGUAGAGAAGAUAUGGUUCGAUACAGCAAAAUCUUACAUUGCGGAAAGGCACUGCUGAAGUGACAAUGAUCAGUUUUAUUCUAUACCACAUUUAAUGAUCAGUUUUAUAAAUUUAGUUUUAGACCCCUCUCAUUUAUCUUUUUACUUAUUUGGUUAUUACAUUUCACCUAAAAGUUCUAGGUUAAUAUGUAAAUUUUUAAUACCACGUCUGGACACUGCCUAAGGACAUGUAUUGACACUCUACGUCAUUCUGGUGUCCUUUCUGACAUGGACCACUCAACUCUGGCAGCUCCUUGUAGCCAUUCUGACUUGCUCAAAUAUUUUAGAUCUGCAGCAGGUUGCGUCAUCACUAAGAUUCAGCACAAGUCAUUCACAGACAGAGUAACUUACAAGCUUUGAACUCUUGACAGAGGGUACGCUAAGGCAUUAAGCAAGAACUGUUAUUUUCAGCGCAUACAUUUUUGGGGGUUUUCUUCAUACGUGUUGUCAUUUUGCAAAUCAUUGCUAAUUUUAUAGCAAUUGUCUCACUAAGUCAAUGUUGAUUAUUUUGAUCUACUGCCGUGAAUAAAAGAGAAGAUAUAACCAUUUA
This is a messenger RNA of Pelobates fuscus (common spadefoot toad), 1846 nucleotides long. It is a transcript of the gene HYKK, whose product is annotated as hydroxylysine kinase. The record is from RefSeq and is a predicted model, not a curated record. The transcript is spliced from 5 exons. The coding region runs from base 188 to 1315 and encodes 375 amino acids. Gene Ontology annotation, molecular function: amino acid kinase activity. Lineage: Eukaryota; Metazoa; Chordata; Amphibia; Anura; Pelobatidae.